AUGGAACUCGAACUGGGUCAUUGCGUGGGCCGAGAUCCAUGCACACAUCAUGUGGAAUCUAUGAAUAGAUCUGGGGGCAUGGCUUUGAUGUGGAAAGAGGAAGUUAAAAUUAAGCAGGUAAUUAAAGCUGCCUUUACUAUAGAAGCUCAUGUGGAAGAUAGGGAGACAAAGACAACAUUAUGGUUCAUUGGUAUAUACGCAAGCUGUGACAAUCUAAUCAGGAAGAGUCAAUGGAAGGUUGUGAAAGAUAGGAAAAAGUUGUGGGGAGAAAAAUGGAUAAUAGCUGGGGAUUUUAAUGACAUACUUUCAAAUGAGGAGAAGUGGGAAGGCAGAUGGAGAGAAGAGAAUAGUUUCACAGACUUCAACAAUUUCAUCAAUGAUAACCAAUUGGUUGAUAUUGGUUUUGAGGGGAACCCCUGGACUUGGAGUAACAAUUGGGAGGAUGUAGGGGAAGUCAAAGAAAGACUAAAUAGAGGCCUGUGUUGCAUAGACUGGUCACUUGUUUUUGAUAAAGCCAACUGCAAACAUAUUGACACAUUUGCAUCUGACCACAGCAUAUUAAUGAUAGAUACUAAUCCAGAGACUAGGAAGAGGAAAAAAAGGUUCUAUUUUGACAAGAGAUGGCUAAAGAGAGAAGGGAUCCAGGAUGUGAUCAGAAAUGCAUGGGAAAAGAUUGUGAGGGAUCAAGAAUGUUUAGGGUCAAAUGCAAAAUCAGAAAUUGCAGAAUUGAAUUAUUAA
Coffea eugenioides is the source of this 738-nucleotide messenger RNA. RefSeq lists its product as uncharacterized. Bases 1 to 738 code for a protein of 245 amino acids. The record is from RefSeq and is a predicted model, not a curated record. The transcript has a single exon. NCBI's taxonomy places the organism in Eukaryota, Viridiplantae, Streptophyta, Magnoliopsida, Gentianales, Rubiaceae.